GGGGGGUGCGCGGGCGCGGGCGGAGGCUGGCAACAUCACGGCGCGAGUACGGUACGGCGUGUUUAUUCUGUUCUGCCGCAUAUAUCGACCGGGCCCGUGGCGCGCGCCGCCCGGUCAGUCGCCGCCGCCGCUCGCACAGACCGCGCGUCUCGCCCGCUCGUGACAGCUGCCAACCUACCUCGCACGCGACUAGCAACUUAAUAAUAUCAACAAAUAACAUCCACUAUCACAUACUGUCAUAAACUAUCAUGCUGGAACGUUGUUACAAUGAAUAACGACUGAGUGUUAACGAACAAAACAAAAGAUCUAAUGUGUAAUGUGAGAUUGUGUUGCUAAAGUUGGGUUGCAUCUCUUCAGGCAGCUGUCCAUACGGUGCGGGAGAGGCCGAGCUGACAUUAUGAAAAAUAUGUGAUUUUGGUCACAAAAACAAAACGAUGGCGGCAUAUUUUCACAUAUCGACGUGUAACAGAUAGAAGCAACGACUGUGAUGCAAGUAGAUGUAAUGGCGUAGGUGAUACGCAAUGUCCACAUAGGGGGAGCAGAUCGAUGGGACCGCAUGGAGACGCGCGUGCAGAUGAGUCAAGCGCUGCCGACCAAACGCACGGAAGCAACCUAUAGGAGUUGCUCGCAGUCUCUGCCGCUCGACAUUCUAUGGUUGCCGCGGUCGUCGUUCCGGCCGGCAGAGGGCGAGCUGGCGGACUGCGUGCUCGUGGUGGGGGUGUCGCGGCCCAAGCUCGCGGCGGCGCUGCUGUCCGUGACGCUGCUCUCUCUCUUCCUCACCUUCCACGUGCUGUACGACAGCGCGCUUUACAGCAUACAGGCUGCCAGCCUGGCGUCCGCGGCGAGCGAGAGCCGCAAGAUCCUGCACAGUCAAGAAAUGGGCGGUCGCAGCAUCAACCAUCCCAUGGCGCUACGGAAGAGGACGCGGCCCUCAAGGCCGCCGAGGCCGAUGAAGAGGCUUCCACAGGCGUUAAUAGUCGGAGUCCGCAAGUGCGGUACGCGAGCACUCCUAGAGAUGCUGUACCUUCAUCCGAUGGUACAGAAGGCGUCUGGCGAAGUGCAUUUCUUUGAUCGCGAUGAGAACUACGCUCUGGGCCUGGAGUGGUACAGAAGUAAAAUGCCACUGUCCUUUAAAGGGCAGAUAACGAUAGAGAAGAGCCCUAGUUACUUCGUUACUCCUGAGGUGCCAGAACGGGUCCGCGCCAUGAACUCCUCAGUGCGGCUGCUCCUUAUAGUGCGCGAGCCGGUGACUCGUGCCAUCUCCGACUACACACAGCUGCGCAGCCGCGCCACGCCUUCGGCCCCGGCGCACGCCAUGACGCCAUCCCAUCCGGCGCCUGACGCCGCCAAGCCGUUUGAGCAUCUCGCCAUAUCGCCCGAUGGCUCCAUCAACGUCGCGUAUAGGCCUAUCGCCAUAUCAUUGUACCACGCGUACUUGCAUCGCUGGCUGGAGGUGUUUCCACGGGAGCAGAUUCUGGUAGUCAACGGAGACUUGCUCAUCGAAGACCCAGUGCCUCAGCUGCGGCGCAUUGAGAAGUUCCUUGGAUUAGAGCACAAAAUUGGAAGAAGAAACUUCUACUUCAACGAAACUAAAGGCUUCUACUGCUUACGAAAUGACACCACGGACAAGUGUCUGCGUGAAACUAAAGGUCGUAAGCACCCGCGGGUGGACCCGGCCGUCGUCACCAAGCUUAGGAAGUUUUUUAUACAGCACAACCAGAGGUUCUACGACCUCGUAGGAGAAGACCUCGGCUGGCCCGAGGACUAGGUAACUGGUAACGUUACCAGACAUAUGGACGCACCAUAUCGUUGUGAUCGAAUGUAAUUCUUACAUAUCAAAAUAAAACAUAUCAUUAGUGCUUAAGGUUUUUAAAAUAUAUGUAUACAUCUAGAGUAAUUACAAAUUAGAACACCUGGAAAUAUAAAUUUUAUUUA
Molecule: messenger RNA, 1935 nt
Organism: Cydia splendana
Lineage: Eukaryota; Metazoa; Arthropoda; Insecta; Lepidoptera; Tortricidae
Gene: Hs3st-A
Product: heparan sulfate glucosamine 3-O-sulfotransferase 5
Exons: 9
Coding region: 557-1768 (403 amino acids)
Molecular function (GO): [heparan sulfate]-glucosamine 3-sulfotransferase activity
Source: RefSeq, a predicted model, not a curated record